GCCACUGCUGGACACCACUGAGUGGCUGAGGUAGAGCACCACCUUAGUGUCCGCUCCCACCAGUUUUAGAUCUGCCCCCAACACAGCCCAUCAACUGCCAUAGUCACAAGUCUGUUAACCUCCAGGACAGCCAGCAGCGUUGGGAGCCCAGUGUCCCUCAGACAGGAUGACCCUCCUACUACUGCUCACCUCGACACUCCUGUCCAGCUACUUCCAUCCAUGGGGAGUGGUGAACGCACAGUCAUUUACGAUAAGAAACAUCACCCUGUCCAUCGAGCCCAGUACUGAUGUGACACGGGACACCAAUGUGACUCUGAGAUGCAAGGCCCUCGUCAGCAGCUCGGGGCAGGCGGUGCUGAGUCGUGAGUACACUAUAUACAAAGACAGCAACGUUGUCUACACCAAGACCUCCAGCACCCCAGAGGAUCUGCUGUACCCACUGCCCGAGGCCAGAGUCUUCAACAGUGGCAAAUAUAAGUGCACGAUUAAAAUUGAGAGCAGAGAGAUGAGCAGCGACGUCAAGAAACUCACGGUAACAGGCCUGUCAAAACCAGUUCUCCACCUUAACAAGGGUGUGGUCAAUGAAGGGGAGGAGGUAACGGCCAGGUGUUCGGCGCCUGGUGAGACAGGCUCCAUUUACUUCUACUUCUUCAAGGACUCCAAAGAGUUCCAGGAAAAGUCUACCAAUUCCAACCAGACAGAGAUCAAGCUACACUUCAGCAGUGUUGGCGUCCACAAAAUUCACUGUUCCUAUACUGUCUUCGUAAGGCCAGAAUCCUUUAAGUCUGAGGACAGCAACAAUGUCACUGUUUCAGUCAAAGAGCUGCCCAUUACAGCAGUUUUGGUGAUUGACCCUCAGUCCAAAAUCUAUGAAGGAGACCAACUCGACAUCUCGUGUUCCAUAAGCAACAUGCACAACUCUGAAAGUUUCGUUCUCUACCUGAGCCAGGGGGACAGCCUUCUUAAGACUGGAAACAAAACCACAACACUUAACCACGUCAUGGUUGCAAAGGCAAUUGAUCCUGGGGAGUUUGAGUGCAAAUUAGAGAUUGGAAAUAUAGUGAAAGUCGCCACAAAGAUACUUUCAGUGACUGAACUGUUUUCAGCGCCUACUAUCACCAUAUCUCCAGCUGAAGUCUUUCAAAAGGAAAUUAUGCAAAUAACCUGCAGAUGUGAGAGAUAUGCCUCUGAAAGACUCACCAAGGAAGAUGUGACUUACACUCUUGAUCCACCACAAAGCCCGCUGAACCCCAGGGGCAAUGGAGUAUUUUCUGGCAGGGCCCUACUAUUUGAAUUCAACUAUACCUGUGUUGCUGAAGCCAAGGGCAUUGAGAAACACAGUGAAGCCCUGACUGUACGUCCUAAAGUUUAUGUCUCCAUGCCAAGGAUCUCUGCGGUUGGCAAGGCAGUUCUAGGAAAGCCCAUCAAGAUCCUCUGUCAGUCAGACUUCGGCAGCCUGCCGAUAAACUACACCCUGUUCAAGGAUUAUAAACCACUGAGCACAACCAGCAUCAAGCUGUCCUCUCAACAAGCUCUCUUCACAGUCACCAUCACCAAGCCUGAAGAAAUAAACAAGUUCAUGUGUGAGGCAAAGAACAGUCGAAAGGACGGCGAGCUCAGUAAAAAUCUCCUCACUGCUGUCAUAGAGCCUCUGUCGUACCCGACUGUGACCAUCCUCCCCAGCUUAGAAGACCUUUAUGAGGGAGGUUCUCUUGACCUCUUAUGUAGUAUAAGAGGUACUCCGCCGGUCACCUUUAAGUGGUACCGUGAAGGCCGUGAACAGCCACUUAAUACUACCACCUCCAACCAGAACUACACAAAAUACCAUGUCCCCUUGUUGUCUAAAGAAUUCAGCGGAAAAUACUACUGCGAGGCAGUCAACCACGCCAACAACGUCCGCAGUGACGAUGUCAACAUAGUGGUGCAACUGGCGCAUUGGAAGAAAGGUGUGAUCGCGGGGUUCUGUCUACUGGCGGUGUCGGUGUUGGUGGUGUGUGUGCUGUGGUUCAGAUCCAAAAGAGGUAAAAGAGAAGCAGCUGCUGAACUGUCGGUAAAGCCUCCGAGCUCUAAAUCAGAUGACUCUUUAACAGUGAAUCUAACCUACGACACAGAGGUUUAUAACGCAGCCUCAGUGAAGGUGGACAGAGUUGCAGUCAGUGUGUGGAGCAAGCGACCAUCUGAAGAUGAUGCCGACAGUGACGAAGAGAGCAGCGUGAAGUCCAAUGAGCCUGAUGUGGAGUACACUGAGGUGGUGCAUCCCGGGCCAGUAGAUCCCGCUAGAGUCCCACUCAGAAAAGGCACAGACACAGUGUACAGCGAGCUUCAAAAAUCUCCACAUGGGUUCAGUAGAGUACGCUGAGCUCAACAGUGAACAACCUGAGAUCAAUCACUACCAUCAAGAGGUCAACAACUACCAGGACCUGCCGGUGCCGGUGGAUUAGUGAUCACAGCCUGCUUUUUUCCUCACACACUUUUCUGUUUCCUUCUGUUUUUGUCAGCUUUACCAAGUACAUUCUCAGAUUCCAAUCAGUGAAAUAAUUGACUGCUAAGUUAGCUGUAAAUAUUUUUGUAUCUUAAUAAACGCAUGUCACAUAUCUUCA
Messenger RNA from Morone saxatilis (striped sea-bass), 2600 nucleotides. RefSeq names its product platelet endothelial cell adhesion molecule. Gene Ontology annotation, biological process: cell surface receptor signaling pathway. The record is from RefSeq and is a predicted model, not a curated record. Gene Ontology annotation, molecular function: transmembrane signaling receptor activity. NCBI's taxonomy places the organism in Eukaryota, Metazoa, Chordata, Actinopteri, Moronidae.